Molecule: messenger RNA, 4217 nt
Organism: Trichomycterus rosablanca
Lineage: Eukaryota; Metazoa; Chordata; Actinopteri; Siluriformes; Trichomycteridae
Gene: rpgrip1l
Product: RPGRIP1 like
Exons: 26
Coding region: 291-4145 (1284 amino acids)
Biological process (GO): non-motile cilium assembly; retinal rod cell development
Cellular component (GO): photoreceptor connecting cilium
Source: RefSeq, a predicted model, not a curated record
GUGCGUACGGUUUACUAAACUGAGGGUACGGAUUUUGUCUUCAUAUAUAUUUUUUUCCUUAGUGACCCCUAAGGGGCUCCGUACAGGCUGUGUUAAAAAGUUCAGAAAAAAAUCAAAACAAAGCAAAAUACAGUCUCCGUGCUUUAAGGAACUGUGCUUGGAACUACGUUUCCCAUAAGUCUGUUCGGGAAACCGUGUGAGGGAGAGGAAGCCAGGUUGUUUGUAGCAACAGUCGCUGUGGAUGGAUUAAUAUGGCUGUGAUUUCUUAAAAUAAUUAUACAGAUGUAAGGAUGUCUGUGAUGAUGUUGGCUGAUGAAACUGCUGCAGAUAUUCCUGUGAGAGACAUCACCUUAACCCUCAACACAGCGGGCACUUCAGGUUUCGAGAAAGAAUCAUUGCUCUCCCAAAAUGUUCGAGCCAGACAAGCUGUGGUCAAGAUCAGCCGAGAUGAGCUGGAGGACCGAUACCUACGAUUACAGGAGGAAAUCCUCUUACUUAAACAGCACACUCACAAACAAGAGGACAAGAUUAAAAGGAUGGCCACCAAGCUGAUCCGCUUGGUAAAAGAACGUAAGCGUGCAGAGCAGGCACCCUCAGGCCGUGUAGUCGCAGGUCGAGAUAUUGAGAUGGAGGAGAUGAUUGAGGAACUACAGGAGAAAGUUCAGGAGCUGGAGAAACAAAACGAAAGUCUCAAACAGCGUCUUCUAACAGCAAAACAGCAGCUUCAGAUCCAGAGUCGAAGACCAACGCCCUACAACCACAUCCAGUCUCGCAUCAACUCUGGUCUGCGCAAACUUAGAGAGGAUUCACCUGUACUACGCCAGCAGCCAGUAACACCUAGAGAAGGAACCAGACAUGUGGAGGGGCAAACGAGCAGCCGGCCACCACAAGGGGUUUUACCCCGGUAUGGGCACAGUCUGCUGGAUGAGGCCCGUUCAGAGAUCCGUAAUUUGGAAAAUGUAAUAGAAAUGCAGAAGGCUCAGAUGGAGGAGAUGGAGAGAUCAGCAGAGAUAAUGAGAGAGAAUCUAAGAUGUAAGGAGAGAGAGUAUGAGGAGUCUCUCCUUCAGUUAAGAGAGCAGCAGACCACUGGCCAGAGGUCGACUAUCAAGGACAAUGUGGAAAUAAUAAAGCUGCAGAAGCAACUGUCUGAGAAACGAAAUUCAUUCACCGUGCUGGAGGGAAGAUUUCUUCAAAUACAAGAGACCCAGAAGACCAUGAAGGCAAGUCAUGAUGCAGCAAUGGCUAAAGUGGUAGAGUUCAGUGGGCAGUUAAAAGAGGAGAGGCUGAAAAGUCUGAGUUUGGAGACACAACUGCAAGCCAAAGCACUGCAGGACAGAAGGAUUAGUGAGUUACUUGAGAGAAUACAGGAUUUGGAGAAGGAGAGGGACUUGCUCAAAGAGAACUGUGAUAAGUUAGUAAACAGUGCUUUUGAUGUUAGUCAGGAACAAAAGUGGAAGACGAGGGAGCAGCAGCUCAAACUGCAGAUUGCUCAGUUGGAAAUGACUUUGAAAUCUGACCUCACUGAUAAGAACCAAAUUUUGGAUAAAAUUAAAGCAGAAAGAGAUGUAAAUGAGAAAUUGAUGCAGGAGAAUAAAGAAUUUCAGCUGCACUUUCUGGAACAAAAACAACAAUUAGACGAAAUGAAAGAUCGCAUGUGCUUUUUUACAAAGGAAAGUGAAAUAGAUGCUGCUGAACUCAGUGAAGCGUUGAUGCUAAUAAAGGUGCGUAAAACACAGAAGAAUGGCCAGUUGGGAUUUCUGGAGAAGGUGGAGGAGGAGAUUCACAUUGACACUGAACUCUCACUAAAAGAACUCCAGGCUGCUUAUGCUGAGACUGUUCAAGAGCUGGAGAAGACCAGAAACAUGCUAAUCAUCCAGCACAAGAUCAAUAAAGACUACCAGGCAGAAGUUGAAGCUGUUACACGUAGAAUGGAUGAUUUGAAGUUGGAGAAUGAACUUAAACAGGAGAAAUUUGCUCAGCUAUUGGACGUGAGAGCUGCUAAGAUCAAGAAACUUGAAGCCCAGUUAAAAGACAUUGCCUAUGGAGUCAAGAACAGUGUCUUUCGACCAGACAUCACAGAUGAUGAUGUGGCUGAUGAGUUUGAUGAAACAGUGCACCUAGCUCGAGGAGAAAAUCUUCUUGAGAUCCACCUUGGCACUGCACACUACAGCGUGGAAGCUCUGGCCAGUCUUGAUGACAAAGACCCAUCCACUUUCUGCACUUUUGCAUUUUAUGACUAUGAGCUGCAGUCCACAGCUGUGGUGCGAGGACCUCAGCCUGCUUAUGAUUUCACCUCCCAAUACCUUGUGAAGGUGGACGACCUCUUCCUCCAUUACCUUCACAGCAGUUCUAUAACUGUGGAAGCACAGCUAGCUGAGGGCCUGGCUUUCCGUACCAUAGCUGCAGGACAGAUACGCUUGAGUCAAGUGCUGGAGAGAGAUGGGAAAGUAUUUGGCACAUUACAGCUAAUAGGAGUUAUUGGGGAGAUCCAGGUGUUUGGCACACUGGACUACUGGCUUAGGUUAAGGGUUCCUAUGGAGCAAGCCAUCCGUCUGUAUAAAGAGAGAGUCAAAGCACUGAGCUACAUCAACUCCAGCUUUAAAGACCAGGGCCAGGCUUCGACUGCAUCUCUCCACAGUUCUUCACUAAAGAAUGGAAACCUUAAUGAACUCCACAUCACAGUACACUGCUGCACUAAACUCAAAUCCAGAGGACCUCAUCCUUAUCCCAGUUCCUAUGUCAUCUACAAACUCUAUGAUUUCCCAGAUCAUGACACACCAAUCAUUCCUUCCACCAGUGAGCCACACUUUGAGGAUCACAAAACCUUUCCUAUAACUAUGAACGCUGACACUGAUUCCUAUCUGAAGGUGGAGGCUUUGACCCUAUAUGUGUUUGAUGAUCUGGAUUUUGAGAAUCAGUUGUACUUGGGCAAAGCCAGAGUGCCGCUCAUAUCUUUGGCCCAUGAUAAAGCUAUCACUGGUACGUUUGAGCUGUCGGAUGCAGCUGGUCAGCAAAGUGGCUACAUGGAUGUGACUCUUAAAUGGAAGUUUACAUACCUGCCUCCUUCUGGCUUAGUCAUGACGGCAGAGGAGGCCAAGUUCAUUGCUAAAGAUACUCCUAUCAGCCUAGCAGAUGAAAAGAAUAGAAGUGAGAAAGAGAGGGAAAUUCUUUCAUCAUGUUCCACUGCUACUGAGCCUCCAUUGCCAAAACCCAGACUGCGCAACCUUACAAAACCAUCUACUAAAAAAGUUUCAUUUCUGGAUGUGACAGAGCUUGAAGACCAGAAGAGUAAAACUGAAACUGCUCCCCCCAGUGGUGAUCAGGAAGCUAAGCCUUCAACAAGCUCUUCAGCAAAGUGUCAGCAAGCUGUCAGAGUUGUUGAGGUGGUUCAGGCCUCUGCAGUUACAGACGAGGAGGAUUUCUCAGAGGGACAGGUGAUUCCGGUCAACUCCGAGUCUGUAUCUGAUGAAUCCGAGAUCUCGGAGGAUUUGCCUGAGCCAGAGGAAGACACACAGCAGGUAGAGGGCUCAGAUCUGAGUGAAUCGAUCCUCUCAGACAGCGAUGAAUGUAUCGUACCUGCUCAGUCCACCCAGGCUAGGAAACAGCCAUCAGAGCGGAUUCGUGUAGAGAUUGUGUCUUUGAGUCUGAAGCCGGACUCCAGACUCUCCAUGGACUCUAGUGUGGCCAAGCUGUUUGUGGAAUAUAAAUUCUUGGACCUGCCUUCAGAGGAGACACCGCUGUCAUUGCCCAAACCUCUGUCUGGACACAGCAUCUAUUACAAUUACAGCAAUGUGAUCCAUGUGGAUGUGGAGAAUAACCAGGCCAGGCGUCACAUGCUUAGAGCAGUACUGGAAGGCAGAAACACAAAGCUAGAGAACAUCACUUUCACUGUUGUAAGUGACCCGCCUGAGGAGGAGGAACAGGAGAAGGAGUGUGAAGAUGUGGGUGUUGCAUAUCUCAGGAUCCCUGACAUUCUGAAGAAGCAGAGAGACAUGACAGACAUAAGUCUUGACAUUGUGGAUGUACAGGACAGCAGUGAAGUGGUGGGGAGUUUACGGGUGACUGUAGAAGCUCUGGAGGCACUGAGAUCUAUUAUGGAGGAUCCAGACCAUGAUCACUCUAAGCUUUAUGUGUUAAAUAGGUAACAGCAGUGGGUUUUAGUACAUUAUUGGUCAUGACAAUGACACAACUUAAAACAUAUAAAUGGUCCCUAAACA